Klebsormidium nitens is the source of this 498-nucleotide messenger RNA. The record is from the annotation of a GenBank genome assembly. NCBI's taxonomy places the organism in Eukaryota, Viridiplantae, Streptophyta, Klebsormidiophyceae, Klebsormidiales, Klebsormidiaceae.
AUGAAAGCUUCUCCGAUUGAGGUGGAAGCGCCGUUGGCCAAAGUGCUGCAAGUGCGGAGAUCGUUCCCCAACGCGAGCGCCAUGGCGAACGUCCCCAAGGACAACGGGCCGACCGCCAAGAAGUGGAGGCCCAGAGACAUCUGGGUGUUCAGGAUAAUAGUUGCGGGGACGAUCCUCACCAUCGGCGGAGGCGCUCUUCUCGCUUUUUUGGUGAUCGGUCUCCCUGUCCUCUUCAUCGGCGGCGGCCUGCUCAUCUUCUUCAGCCCGGUCCUCAUUUUCAUCGCCACCAUCACGAGCCCCAUCUGGAUCCCGGUCGGGGGACUGAUUCUGGCGACCCCGCCCAUCCUGGCAGGCCUGUCGGUCGCCGCGGCAACCUGCCUGUUCUUCGCGUACUGGGCCUACAACUUCUUCAGGUCGUACAAGAAGCCCAGCCUCGUUGACAUGCAGGAUGGCGCGUUCGACGUGGACUCUGCAGUAAGGCAGCGGAGCGUGGACUAG